GGGAGCAGAGUGUCUCUGGCUGACCAGUGGGCUGCUGUCAGAUGAGAAAGGCCAAGUUGAGCUCCACUAUGUCAGAGGACUUUCCAAAGGUUGGGUUGAGAACCAAAGUUUGAGUUGCAGGAUGAUUGAAAUGGGUCCUAGAAGGACAUUUCAGUUAAAGCUGGGAACUAGCUAAGCAUGACAGCACACACCGCGCCAUAGGAGUCCGGUACUGACGGUGUGGGAGGAGUGAACAGGGAAAGGAAGCAGAAGAGGAAGAAGAGAGAGCGUCUGGACACUCGUUACCAUCAGAGCAGAUGGGUGAGACGGAGGAUGAGCGUACAGCGCAGGCCAGCGUGCUCUUUGAGAACUUUGUCAAGGCAUCCACCUGUAAAGGGACUCUGCAGGCCUUCAGCAUCCUCUGCAGGCAGCUGGAGCUGGAUCCUCUGGACUACAGCAACUUCUACAGCUCACUGAAAGCUGCAAUCAGCACCUGGAAGGUCAAGGCCCUGUGGACCAAACUGGACAAGAGGGCACAGCACAAGGUCUACAACCAGAAUAAAGCCUGCCACGGCACCAGGUGCCUGAUCAUCGGCGGCGGUCCUUGUGGUCUGCGGACAGCCAUCGAGCUCGCCCUACUGGGAUGUAAGGUGGUGGUGAUCGAGAAGAGGGACACCUUCUCCAGGAACAACGUGCUCCACCUCUGGCCCUUCACCAUCCACGACCUCAGGGGCCUCGGAGCCAAGAAGUUCUACGGGAAGUUCUGCGCCGGCACCCUCGACCACAUCAGUAUCCGCCAGCUGCAGCUGAUGCUGCUCAAAGUGAGUCUGAUUCUGGGAGUGGAGAUUCACGUCAACCUGGAGUUCGUCAAACUGGUGGAGCCGCCGGCAGAGCAGACCGACGGCAGUCCUGGGUGGCGAGCAGAAGUCCGGCCCUCCAGCGCUCCUGUCUCAGACUUUGAUUUUGAUGUAGUGAUUGGAGCCGAUGGACGCAAAAACACAUUAGACGGUUUUGGUCGCAAAGAGUUUCGAGGGAAGUUGGCCAUCGCCAUCACGGCUAACUUUGUCAACAGAAACACCACAGCAGAGGCAAGAGUGGAGGAAAUCAGUGGCGUGGCAUUCAUCUUUAACCAGAAGUUCUUUCUGGAACUCAGGGAGGAGACAGGAAUUGACCUGGAGAAUAUAGUUUACUACAGAGACAACACCCACUACUUUGUCAUGACGGCAAAGAAGCAGAGCCUGCUGGACAAAGGAGUCAUCAGAAAUGACUACAUAGAAACGGAGCGACUGCUGAGUGCUGACAACGUCAACCAGGAAGAAUUGCUCUCGUACGCCCGCGAGGCGGCCGACUUCGGCACAAACUACCAGCUGCCGUCCCUGGACUAUGCCAUCAACCACUACGGGCAGCCGGAUGUAGCCAUGUUUGACUUCACCAGCAUGUACGCCUCAGAGAAUGCUGCCUUGAUCAGGGAGAAACACGGACAUCAGCUCCUGGUGGCACUGGUGGGAGAUAGUCUGCUUGAGCCUUUCUGGCCGAUGGGUACAGGUUGUGCUCGGGGGUUUCUGGCAGCCUUCGACAGUGCUUGGAUGGUGAGGGGCUGGGCCCUGGGCAGGAGUCCUCUGGAGAUACUGGCUGAGAGGGAGAGUAUCUACCGGCUGCUGCCUCAGACCACCACGGAGAACAUCAGUAAAAACUUUGAACAUUACGCCAUUGACCCCGCCACCCGCUACCCCAACCUCAACUCCAGCUGUGUACGCCCACACCAGGUGCGUCACCUGUUCAUUGACGGCCAGCAGGACUCCUGCCACCUGGGAAGAGGAGGACCCACACAGAGAUCAAUGAACUUGUGCGGAGGAGCGUCCGAGGUGCGUCCUGGCCGGCUGCUGACCUGGUGUCAGAAGCAGACUCAGGGCUACAGAGGGGUCGACGUCACCAACCUCACAUCUUCUUGGAGGAACGGCCUGGCCCUCUGCGCUCUCCUACACCGCCAGAGGCCUGAGCUCAUUGACUAUGACUAUCUGAACGAGGAGGACGUGGCGGGGAACAACCAGUUGGCGUUUGACGUGGCUGAGCGAGAGUUUGGCAUCCAGCCGGUGACGAGGGGAGAGGAGGUGGCUGCUGAGGCGGAACCAGACAAGCUGCUGAUGGUUCUCUACCUCUCCAAGUUCUACGAGACCUUCAGGAACUCCCCAGGAACCAACAACGGUUCCAGAGAUGAGAACAGUGAAGGAUAUCCAGCAAAAACCAACCACAAACUGUUGAACCUGCCUCAGACCAAGAAGAGGAUACCCAGGGAUGACAACAAGCUGGAAGAAGAUUCUGUUAACAAGAGGCGGCGAAAGGGCAACCACUACCUCACAGAGUUGUCUUGUCACAGUGCCCCCCCUGCUGGUGAGGACGGGGAGCUGCGGGAGAACAAGGUCCGCUCCAUGGCAACUCAACUGCUGGCCAAGUUUGAGGAGAACUCCUCGACUGCAAAGAUACAUAGCAAGUCUGAUAUGGAACCAUACGAUCCCUCCUUUUCUCCUCCUCUGUCUCCUUCCACCACCCCACAUCCUUCCUCAGAGGAGGAGGACGAGGAAGACGAGGAAGAGGAGGACAAGGACCUGGAGGAGAGGGAAAACCCACGUUUUGCAAAGCCCAAGAAUGUCCCCCCUCCUCCUCCUCUGCCUCCCCCUCGCCCCAAAUGGCAGCCCUCCAUCUACCUCCGCCUACUGGAGAAUCCCAGCGCUGUGGCUCAGCAAACCACUGUCCUCUAUUCCCCCAAAUCUUCUCACAGUCGCUCUCCUUCACCCUCGCGGUCUAAGAGUCCAUUAAGUCCUCCCCGCUCACUGAGCCCUAAUGUUACUGAACAUUACUACCCAGAAUGCACUUCUACUGACGUGACAACCAGUCAUUUCUCUGCUUCUACUCUUUCUGCUUUGGACCGUUCCUCUGAGAGGUCAGAGGAGUCGAUGCAGCAGAGUAAAGCCCAGAGACUGUCUGCUGGAGAAUAUUCUGGGAGUAUAAAAGAGAGAGCGGUCCUCCUCUCCUCCAUGUUUCCUGGGUCCAACAAAUCUCUUCCUGCUCCUCGUUCUCCAUCACAGGUGGGGCUAUCUACCUCUUCACCUCCUUCCUUGUCCCUACCUCCUUCUGCCUCUCUAUCUAAGAGCCCUGUAGUCCACCCUGUAGUCCACCCUGUAGUCCUCCCUGUAGUCCACCCUGUAGUCCUCCCUGUAGUCCUCCCUGUAGUCCACCCUGUAGUCCACCCUGUAGUCCACCCUGUAGUCCACCCUGUAGUCCACCCUGCCCCUGACCCCACUGCCCAGGCUGGUUUCUCCUCUGUCUCCCUGUACACUGCUGGACACAAGGACAAGAUACAGAAAGGCUCCUCUACUCCCUCAUCUCAUUCCUCCACAUACAACAGAUCCUCUGCUGGCCUUUCUUCGACUUGCUUCGAUGAGAGUCAGGAGAUCUCCUCUUCCCUCUCUGAUAGCAACUGUGAAAAUGCACAGAGCAGUUCAUCUCCUCAUCCAGUUUCUUUACUGCACGAGGCAAGCUGUGAGAGUUCUGUGAAUAAUCUGAAAAGUGAGCAGGAGAAGGUCCACAAAACUGCUCAGGAGACAUUUGAUGAUAAGAAAUUAACCGAAAAUGAUCUCAUGAAGUGCAAUGGGAGCUGCGCUCUUGAGAACCCUAGAAGAAUCACUCAAAAGUCAAUUGUUGGCUCUGAGAGUUGUCCGACUGGAGCUGCUAGUUACAUUAAAGAGCGUACAGUGGGAAAGGUAUCAUCAGCCAUAGAUGCUAAAGCUCAGAUAUUGGCCGUCCUGUAUGAGACAGACCACAGACCCAAUACCACGCCGUGUGUGGUACGUAAGGACCUCCCUCCUGGGCUCGGCGGCAGUGACGUCUGCCACUUCUGCACCAAGCGGGUGUACGUGAUGGAGAGACUGAGCGCUGAGGGCUACUUCUUCCACCGCGAGUGUUUCCGCUGUGACGUCUGUAACAGCACCCUCCGCCUGGGUGGGCACAUCUUCGACUCUCAGGAGGCGAAGUUCUACUGCAGGAUGCAUUAUGCCCAGUGCCAGUCCAGCACUCACGUGGGGAGGUUCAGAAGGAGAAUGGACGACCAACGGCGUGUCACACCCUCGUCCUUGGAUAGUGGGAGCUACACAGCGACGGGCAGCGUCCAGAUCCAACCCUCAGGUGGGGCGUCCAGCUUGCUUUCAGAGCAGCUUGAUAAAGGUCAGAAAAUAGUUCCUGAAGACACAGAGAUGGCUGUUGAAGCUCUGGAUGAUACAGCACAAGAUGCUCGAGAGGCCAAGGGCCAAAGCCAGGACAGUACCAAAGAUCACAGCAACAGCAAACAGAAUAAUCGAUGGAAACGGAAGAUCAGAGGGACCUUCCCUCUGAUCAUCAUCAAGCACUUCCACAGAAGCUGGCCUCUGGACAAGGAUGGACCAGAGACUGUUCCUGAGGCGGCCUCUGAAUUUGAGGAGAUCACUUCAGCAGAAAACCACACUAUUUCUGACGUCGGUUCCAAGACAUCAGCAGAUACCCAGAAUCCCUCAGAGGGAAGUGAGAAGAGCGAAGAGCACUCAGCUACAAUAAAGAUGGUCAACAACUCGUCCUCACCAAAGAAACGCUUGAUGUUAUCUGUCGCUGAGAAAGAGAAGCUGCUGAACUGGGACGUGCAGCUCACACCAGAGGAAGCUCCGAUUAACACAAACACCAUAUACACACAUCAACAUAAGGACCAGGUAAGAGCAGAGACAGAAGCAGAUAAGCUUCAGACAGACUCGGGCCAGAACGGGGAACCAUCCCAGAGCCAAACCUCGGCCUCGGCCCCCUCAGCCUUCCAGCUUAUAGCAAACGCCUUCAGGAGGACAUUUAGUGUGACCAAUCCCUCCAGCAGGUCCAACACUGCACUCACAAUGAGGACCAAACGGGACGGGCCGCCCAAACAGAGGCCCGUGUCAGAAGGAGCGUUGAGCUUUAGCUCCCUCCCCGGCACCGUGGGUCCAGAGCCAUUCAGAGAUGAGAAGAAGGCCGGCAAAAGUGAAGCUCGAUGGGCAUCUGUAGGGGCCAACCCGUGGGGGGCCGGGCGGGACCUGCCCUCUCUGCUGCAGCAGGUGUCCCUAAAGGGCCGCAGAGACUCUGGGGGGAUGUUCUCUGACGACAUGGCUUCGUUGCCCAGCAGGAGGGUCAACUUGUUCUCAUCCCUGAGGCUGAGGAAGACGGAGGAGUCAGAGAGUGAGGGGCAGGACCAGGAGGUGCAAAAGGAAAUCAGGACGAUGCUCACCAACCUCAGAAACAAAGCCUCCAGUCAACAGAAUCUUCAAGAGUCUACCUCUAGUGAGGAUGAAAAUGAAAACCUGACAUCCAAUCAGAAGCUGUGUCCAGAGAGGCUGAGGAAGAAGCAGGAGAAGACGGUGGCCCAGCAGGCUAAAAGAGAACAGCUGAAGAGGCUUCACAGAGCUCAGGCCAUCCAGAGACAACUGGAGGAGGUUGCAGAGAAACAGAGAGAUCUGGAGGAGAGAGGAGUGGCUAUAGAAAAGAUCAUAAGAGGAGAAACAGAAUCCUCUCCGACAGAUGACAGUGACGAGGCCCAGCUCUAUCAGUCCUGGUUUAAACUUGUUCUGGAGAAGAACAGAUUGGCGCGCUACGAGUCUGAAAUCGUGAUCUUUGCUCAGGAGCUUGAACUUCAGGACACACAGAGCCGACUGCAGCAAGACCUACGACGCAGGAUGACAAUAGAAGAUACAAAGAAGAGCGCCUCUGAGCUGCAGGAGGAGCAGGACAUCCUAUCAGAGAUCAUGAGGAUGGUGGAAAAACGAGACAUGUUGGUCGCGAUACUGGAGGAGCAGAGGCUGAAGGAGAAGGCUGAGGACAGGGACCUGGAGAGCCUGGUGCUGUCCAAGGGCUACGACUUUCACUGGGCCCAGGUGGAUGACAGCUGGGGGCUGGAGAAGCUGGAGUGAAGGUUGAGCACCUCAGUGGUAAAGAGCAGGAUGGAUAGUAAAGUACUGUAAGGCUCUACAUAACACCAUUUUAAAGAAACAGGGUGAUAUUUUACCACACUAAUGUGUCUGGCUUAUUAUCAUAGAGCCACAAGUAAGAUAAUAGUCAGCUAGCGGGUCAUUGUUGUGAAAGAAUCCCCUUCAGGGUGAUGCUGCACCCUGAUGCGAAGCAGAGGGGUCUUUCAUCUGAUUGACCAAUCAGAAUGGAGUAUUCUACAAUGCUGCGUAAUAAAUCUAGAUAAUGUGGCGAGGAUGGAAAUGUCAUGAAAGCCGAGGUGUUUAUUCAACUUAAAGAGGACAGCAAGGCUUCACCUAGUCUCACUUAGUUCUGGUAUGCUGAGUUCAGAGACUGAGGAAGAAUGGAGCUAAUGACGUCCUUCACAGCCAUGAGGACUAGUAACAUCUCUGCUGUUAAGGGUAUUUGACCCCCGUGCUCAGAAGGGCAAUUUUUCAUGGCCCAGGCUGACAUGGACCUGAUACUGGAUGUACAAUAUGUUUGACCACUUCUAAUGAUGUCACUGACAUUUUGGCACACCUCAUAAACCAAACGGAUUACCUAAUGAACAACUGCUUUAUGUGGCUGCUUGUGGGAUUGUUGUGACAGAUCUGUUAUUAGUGUAACACUGUAUAGCAUCACUGGAUAGCACAUGUAACAACACUUUCCCUCAACUUUUAGUGUUUUGCACAGCGUGGUUUGUUUUAAAUUUGUGUCCUGA
Sebastes umbrosus (honeycomb rockfish) is the source of this 6691-nucleotide messenger RNA. RefSeq names its product microtubule associated monooxygenase, calponin and LIM domain containing 2b (gene mical2b). The transcript has 37 exons. Gene Ontology annotation, molecular function: protein binding; FAD binding. NCBI's taxonomy places the organism in Eukaryota, Metazoa, Chordata, Actinopteri, Perciformes, Sebastidae. The record is from RefSeq and is a predicted model, not a curated record. Bases 297 to 5936 code for a protein of 1879 amino acids.